This is a messenger RNA of Cannabis sativa, 2145 nucleotides long. RefSeq names its product LRR receptor-like serine/threonine-protein kinase ERL2. Lineage: Eukaryota; Viridiplantae; Streptophyta; Magnoliopsida; Rosales; Cannabaceae. Gene Ontology annotation, molecular function: protein binding. Bases 572 to 1774 code for a protein of 400 amino acids. The record is from RefSeq and is a predicted model, not a curated record. The transcript has a single exon.
AAUACAUUAAUAAAUAAAUAAAUAAAAAUAAAAAUAAGAAAAAAUAUAUGAGUGUGUCUUCUUCCAGACUCUGUAAAUUACAAGCGUCUUGUUUGAGAAGCCAAAAUAAUGAAAAAGCAGAGACAUUGAGAGUUUCAUCAGAAGUAAGCGAACAGCAACAAAGAUUCACACGAAGUUUCUUCCUUUCCAAGCCAAAAUCCAUUACUCUAAUAUAUUCAUAGCUCUUUCUCUUUCUUUUUUUUUGGUUUUUUUUUUUUUCCUUUUUAUACAUAUUUGUAAAUAUAUAGACACUAAUCUAUAAAACUCGUUAGCAGAGAUUUUGAUACUGUUACUACUUACCAGUCUAGCCAUUAAAGCUUUCACGUUCUUGUUGUACCCCACGAGAAAUCGGGAGGUUCUUCUCACGGAAAAGCAUUUCUUUUCUCAACCCCUCUCUUUGACCCUUUUCUCCAAAAAGCUCACUCUCUGUCUCCCUCUAUAUAAAAACCAGAGAUCUUCUUCUUCUUUCAACUCACUUUGAAUCUCAAGCUUUAUUUUUUAUUUUUUUGGUUUUCUUUUUCUUCACUCUCUAAUGGCGAAACAGAGGUGUUUGGGAGUUGGGUUUUUGGUAUUCUCCCUCUGUUUGUUUCAAUGUAACAUGAUCACAUUUGCCAUUCUCGACCCACUUGAUUUCUUGGCUCUGCAAUCGAUACGGAAAGCUCUCCAUGACUUGCCUGGCUCAAAUUUCUUCGCCUCCUGGGAUUUCACUUCCGACCCAUGUAACUUUGCCGGGGUUUACUGUGAUUCCGACAAGGUUAUUUCCCUCAAUCUCGGCGACCCUAGAGCCGGUUCUCCGGGUCUCACAGGUCGGGUCGACGCAGCAAUAGGAAAGCUCUCCGCAUUAGCCGAGUUCUCGAUCGUUCCGGGUCGGGUCUACGGUCCGCUACCGCAAUCAAUCUCUCAAUUGAAAAAUCUCAGGUUCCUCGCCAUCAGCCGGAACUUCAUCUCCGGCGGCAUACCAGCGACACUGGGUCACCUCCGCAAUCUCAGAACUCUUGACCUGAGCUACAACCAGCUCGCCGGAGAAAUCCCACGCAGCAUUGGAACGUUACCAGAGCUCACAAACCUCAUUCUCUGCCACAACCACAUCUCCGGUUCGGUCCCUCAAUUUCUGUCUCAAUCACUGACCCGACUCGACCUGAAGCACAACAGUCUUACCGGUUCGCUAGCUCCGAGCUCCCUCCCACCUUCUCUACAGUACCUCUCCCUGGCGUGGAACAAGCUCUCCGGUUCUGUAGACCGGGCACUGAACCGGCUCGAUCAGCUGAACUACCUAGACUUGAGCUUGAACCAGUUCACGGGUUCAAUUCCGGGUCGGAUAUUCACAUUCCCAAUCACAAAUCUCCAAUUACAAAGGAACCAAUUCACAGGGUCAGUCGAACCGGUCGACCAAGUUACGAUCCCGACCGUUGAUCUGAGCUUCAACAGUUUCUCAGGUCGAAUCUCACCUUUGUUCUCGACCGUACAGAAUCUCUACCUCAACAAUAACCGGUUCACGGGUGAAGUUCCGGCUAGUUUCGUGGACCGGUUACUAGCCGCUAGUAUACAGAUACUGUAUUUACAGCAUAAUUUUUUAACUGGGAUUCAGAUUAAUCCAACGGCUGAUAUUCCUUUGAGCAGUUCAUUGUGUCUACAGUAUAAUUGUAUGGUACCUCCCGUACACACUCCUUGCCCCUUCAGGUCCGGAAAACAGAUUACAAGGCCUACAUCUCAGUGCAACGAGUGGAAAGGGUAAAUCUGUAAACUCGUAUUAAUCUCUAAGGGUAUAAUGGGAAUUCAAAGUUAAAACGGGUUUUUUUGAUGGCAUUAUUAUUAUUAAACUAAUAUGGACUCCUUCUGUCUUUUGGGGAUUCUUUUAUAAUAUUCAUUUUAUUAUUUAUUUAUUGAACAUUUUUGUCUAAAUUUGUGGGUACAAAACUAAUGUUGAUGAAGAGAAUAAGAUUUUGUGGAUACUUGAGAAAAAUAGUUAAUUAAUAGCUAUGAAUGCAGGGGCUUAUUUUUUAUAUUUUGGGGCAGGAAUUAAUGUUUAUGUAUCAUAAUGUUAUGGUUGUUAUUAAUAUAUAAUACUUCUAUUAUAUAUUGAAGUGUUUGCCGUUUAGCUUUUAA